AGCCCGCCAGUGCCCUGACGUCAGAAAUGGGGGAGGGCCGAAUCAAAAUUUUGGCGCGGAACGCUGGGAGCAUCCUAGUUGGGAAACUGGCGGCGCGGAGGUGACUACGGAUUUUUCUCCAGGUCCUAUUUGAUUUCUCCUUUGAAGUUCCCAUAUCAGCUGUGCUCUCAACAUGGAUGAGGAAGAAUGUGGCCUGGAUCUUCUUACUGAACUGCUGGAGGAAAAUGAAUCAGCUUUAGAAUAUGAUUCAGGGCAGAAUGGCUUCUUGAAAGAGGAAGCCAGAGAGCCUGAUGAAUUUGAUGAACUCUUUGAUGCUGAUAGUGAUAGUUCAUCUUAUAAAGAAGAGAUUGAUGAGCUUCUGGAGGCAGAAUCUGGAGACCAAAAGGAAAAUAUGGCCACUCUCUUCGGAGAUGUCAAUGAUCUGACAGACGAGGAGAAUGAAGAAACCCAGGACACCACACAGUCACUACAAUUAAGUCCCCCAGCUCCCAGCCAAGAGAAAAUUCGCCAGGAGUUACAAGAUGAACUGAAGAAAUUGCAAGAGCAGAUGAAGACAUUACAAGACCGACUAAAAAUGACUACAAUUGGGAAGUCUACGAGCCCAAAAUCUUUACAGAAAUCCUCUGGUAAGAUUUCGCACCUCCCUCUUAAGGAGCAGAAAGUUCAGAAGAUUCAGGAGUCAUCUUUGUUUUCUGCCCAGCUUGACAUCCCUGCUUUGCCAAAACCCAAACAAGUAGCCCAGAAACCAAAGGUUUUCCCUGCAGAGCACAAGAGUCCUCUUCCAGGAUCAUUACCAAAUUCAUAUUCCCAGCCCCUUAGAUCUACUGCUGGAAACAAGCCCAGUGGAGGGACUGGAAACUCGACUUUAGGAACAUCUGGACCUUCAUGUGGAACUACUCAGACUGUAUCAGUGGAAAAAUUUACUGGACUUAGGUUAAGGCGGCCCCGAGUAUCCUCCACAGAAAUGGAUAGGAAAAUGGCUGGCCGGAAAAUGAUCAGACUGUCCCAGCUCAAGAACAGGUUGGCAAGUGAGAAAUUGGAAGAAAUAGACUGGGUGACAUUUGGGGUCAUCAUGAAGAAAGUCACUCCUCAGAGUUCAAACAACGGAAAAACCUUUAGCAUCUGGAAACUGAAUGAUCUGCGUGACCUAAACCAAAAUGUCUCAUUGUUCUUAUUUGGAGAAGUCCACAAAGAACACUGGAAGACUGAACAAGGCACUGUCAUAGGAUUACUUAAUGCAAACCCCAUGAAGCCAAAGGAAGGUUCAGAUGAAGUAUGUUUGUCUAUUGAUCAUGCCCAGAAGAUUCUAAUUAUGGGUGAAGCACUUGACUUGGGAACCUGCAAAGCAAAGAAAAAGAAUGGAGAGCCUUGUACACAGAUUGUCAAUCUGAAUGAUUGUGAGUAUUGCCAGUAUCAUAUACAAUCUCAGUAUAAGAAACUCAGUGCCAAGCGAGCAGAUUUGCAGUCUUCCUUCUCUGGAGGUCAAGUGCCAAAGAAAUAUGCCCGCAAGGGCUCCAGCCUGAAAGAAAGACUAUGUCGGGAUGGCUUUUACUAUGGAGGAGUCUCUUCUGAGUCCUAUGCAGCCUCAGUUGCAUCCACCACUGCUCCUAAGAAGACUAUUCAGACCACUCUGAGCAACUUGGUUUUAAGAGGCACAGAUGCAGUUGUCCAAGAAACACGACAGAAACUAGGUCUUCCACAGAAGAAUAUUUCAUGUUCUGAGGAAUUUAAGCAGUUAAUGGAUUUACCUACAGUUGGAGCAAGAAACCUAAAAAAACAUUUGGCCAAAUCCAAAUCACCAGGAGUUCUGGGAAAUCCUCGUCCUCUUGUUCAAUCCAUCCCUGCAUCAGCUUUACUGAAACAACAGAAACAACAAAUGUUGGAAAUGAGGAAAAAGAGAACAGAGGAAAUCCAGAAGCGGUUUCUUGAAAGUACAGCUGGAGUCAAAAGACCAGCUUCAUUUUCAUCUUCAGAGAAUUCCACUUUGCAGUCUCCGAGGCCAGGGGCGGAAUUCCCGAAGGUGAAAAGAUCCCUCAGUCCACAGACCCCCAAGCUUGGACGAGGAUUUUCAGAAGGAGAUGAUAUUCUCUUCUUUGACGACUCUCCUCCACCGGGACCAAAGUUGAGCGCUUUAGCAGAAACGAAGAAGUUAACAGCUAUUGCUAAAUUGAGAGCCAAAGGUCAGGUCCUUACUAAAGCAGAUCCAAACUGUAUUAAACGGAAGCAGUGUGACCCUCAGAGUGUCUUGGAGAUAUCAGAGCGUGUGGAGAAAAGCACCUCAUCAUCACCAGCUGAGGACGACCCAGAACCUGCCCAAAAGAGACGUCGAGAGCAGUUGGCCUACCUGGAAUCUGAGGAGUUCCAGAAAAUUCUCAGAGCUAGAUCCAAGCACACUGAGGUGCUGAAGGAGGCCGAGGCAGAUCUACAGGAACGCUAUUUUGAACCACUGGUGAAAAAAGAACAAAUGGAAGAAAAAAUGAAAAGUAUUAGGGAAGUGAAAUGCCGAGUGGUAACAUGCAAAACGUGCAAGUAUACCCACUUCAAGCUCUUGGAAACUUGUGUCAAUGAGAAUCAUGAUUACCAUUGGCAUGAUGGUGUGAAGCGGUUUUUCAAGUGCCCCUGUGGAAACAGAAGCAUAUCUCUUGACAGACUACCUCAGAAGCACUGCAGUAACUGUGGCCUCUUUAAAUGGGAAAGGGAUGGAAUGCUAAAAGAGAAAACUGGGCCAAAAAUUGGUGGAGAGACUUUGUUACCAAGAGGAGAAGAACAUGCCAGAUUUUUGAAUAGCCUUAAAUAGCCCUGUCUUCAGUAGUUAACAUACUACCUGUCUCGCUUCCUGAAUCUCCAGAAAAACAACCUAUUGAUUCAAUAUUGACCAUAAAAGAUAUUUAAAAAAAAACAAAACAACAACAACCAGUAAGCCAAAAAGAAACACCCAUCUGCUUGCUUUUACCAGAUUGGUCCAAGUACAGAUAUUGACAUCUAAAAUAAUAGAUGAAGACAGAGGUAUUUCCUGUUUUUUUCCCAAGGACUGAUACCUUAACUAUUGGGUUCAGAGAAGGGUCACUGUUCAAAGAGCACAAGCCAUUUAAGCCAUACUGUUUUCUUUCAUGCAGUUUAAGAUACUACAUAUCAGGAUAAGAAGGUCCCCUAGUACAUAUCAAACAUCCAGUGAUGAAAUAGAUCUAUACCUUUCUGUCUCAGAUUUUUUUUUUCUUACACUUAGAGUGGAAAACAGGUGGUUGGUUUCACUUCCUUUCAUCUGUUUUAUUUUAUGACCUUGAUCAAGUCUUUGAACUGCUUUAUUUCUCAUUUUCUGCACAAUAGCCCAGAAUACUAUUCUCUCUGAGUGACUCUCGGUGAGUGAAUGGAUGAAAAAGCUUUAUGAAUACUUAACAGUAUGCAAAAUGCUACAGAAAGGGAUUGUUUUUGUUUUUCUCCAAAAAGAAAAAGGUCAAUGAAAUUUAAGAACCUCCGUCUCUGUCCAGUACAAACUGAAGAAUUGUUAAAUAUGACUACUGAAAGCAAAUAACUUACUGCCUGAAAAACCUUUUAUAUGGGAUUAAAACAAGAGGGAGCAACUCCAUUUAAGGAUGGGGAUCUUGAGCUAUCUUAGGUUCUGGAGAACAAAUUCAAGUCCUUCCUCCAAGUUCAUCAAAUCACUAAUUUGUAUAAUAGUAGAUGGGUGCUUUGUUUUUCAUAAAGUUAUAUAUCUCAAUAACUGCAUUCUCUGGAGUUUCACAUUUUCAAGUAGGUGUUUUUAUUAUUUACUAAUGAAGAAUACACCAUUAUCUUAGCUCACUGAGCCAGAAAACACUUGGAAAUACUGAAGCAUUUGUAAUGGUUCGUUUCAAAUGAAUGUCUUAUUCUGAUCAGUGGAUUAAAGCAGUUGAGUCCUUGAAAGCAUUUUAUAAGUUCUUCCUUAGAACCUGAAUAUGAACAGGCUUUUUGAACAUUCUUCUGGCCCUUAGGAACACUCUUGCUACACAGCAAACUUGUUUUUCCUUUGAUCAAAAUGAGAGACCAGAUGGAUUGGAGAAAGCUCUGUAUUGUUACCUGGCUGGUAGAAAGAAAAGUUUGUAGUGCUCGUCUCUUGUCUUAGCCAAUGAUGGAUGACCUCAGCUAUCGAGUGAGGGUGAGAGAAUUGAUUUUGGGAUGCAGUGUUUACUCUGUACAGUAGUAAUAAGAAACUUACCUCCAACUACAAGAAUGAACCACACAGCUCCUUUAAUUGUAUUCUCUUUACAUGUUUCCUAUACUACCAUAAUAAAUGUAUCCUUUUCCUAACCUUGGUCAUUGGUAACUUGGAUUUCCACAGUAUUUAGGUCUCAUCUUGGCUUUGUUAAACCUUCCAGCUUGACUGUUAAAGUAGAACCAUAAAAUUAUAGAUUCAGAGCAGGAAUGGAUCCUCGAGGAUCUAGUCUAAACAAUUUCAAUUUGUGAGAGAAAUGAGCCCAGAGAAACUAAAAUGACUUGGGCCCAAAGAAGUAAUUGUCAAAGCUGGGAUUCAGGCCUAGAUCCUCUGAUUCUUUGUAGAUAAUCAUUUGAAGAGGGAAUCCUGGAUAGUGAAGAAUGAGAAAGAUUUGAAUGUUGUAUUCAUUGUGUAAAUCCUUUGGGUGGCUUGAAGGGUAUGUUUUAAGUAAUAUUUAAACUUUUAAUAAAUGUUUCUGGAAUUGAAUUAAUCACAUUUUACAUUUAGGUUGGGAGGUAAAUCAAAAACCUUGUUUUUUAGCCUGAGUUCUUCCCUUCUCUGUAAACCCUAGGAAAGUUGAUUCUAUGGGUCUUUUGUUUUCUUACUUGCAAAAUGAAGGGAGGCCCCUUCCAGUUGUAACAUUCUGUGAUUCUAAGAAGAAUGGGGGAAGACACAGUUUGCAAUCAGCUUACAUUUAAAAAAAAAAAAAAAAAAGACAGUAGGACCUUUAGGUGAUCACAAACAAAAGCCAACAGUGAGAUAUGACUAUAUUCACAAUAGUUCAGUCUCCAGAUUAAGCAGCACCCUGUACCAUGUAUUCUGUGUCCCACAGGCAGCAUGAGGGAAAGCUGGAGACCACAUUGUGAGUUUGGAACAGUAGCAGAGACUCAGUUGGAAGAAAAGACUUCAGAGAUCAUCACAAUUGUCCUCAAAGAUCUGAACAGCUGUGACAUGAGGGAAUUUUGCUUAUUUGUGUCCCAAAGGGCAGAACUAGAGACAAUAAAUGAAAAUUUCAGGUGGCAGAUUCAAUUUGAUUCCAUGAAAUGAGGUUUUUUUUGAAGAGGGAGUUCCCUAUUCCUGAAAGGAUUAAAUUGGUGCUAGAAUGCCAACUUGAUAUCCUCUAAAGUGCCGUGAUUCCACUUUAUACUCCUUUUAGAUUGACUUGGAGGUCCUCAAAGAGCAGUAUUUAUAGAAUCAAGAUUUGUCUUCUAUGAGUGUAGAAGUAAUUAUGAACUAAAUAAAAGGGGAAAAAAAUAUCCCAAAGCAAGCUUGAUCUCUGUCACCAAAUAGGAUUAUUUGAAGAGUUGGAGGAAAGCCCCGCCACCUAAAAACAUCUACAUUAACUGAUGAUUGGGAUUUUAAUGUACUUCCUCUGCUGUGCUUCACUUAUCUGCAAAAAUAACAAUUCUUGAUUAGAGCUGCUAUCCUCAAAUGUCAUUCACACUAAAGCUUUGUGAACUUACUUGGCUUUUGCCCAUCAGAGAAUAUGGUGGACUUGAACAAGAAGGAGAUGGUGAUGGGGAGAAAAAUGGUGCAGAAGCAUGAGACUUGUGGUCCUGAAGGCACCCUUUUCUUCACAGUUUUACCAGGAGAUUUCUUUGUCUAAAAGGACUAAUCCUGUUUUACUAAUUUUUAGCUUAAAUGUGACAAUACCACAUCCUAGGCAGUGUUCAAGUAUGGUUUAUCCUGCCAAGGAUAUUACUUCAAUUGAAAUAUACCACUGAAAUCUAAUACAGGAUUUGAAAACUCAUGUGGCAUAAUGCAUCCCUUGUUAAGAAUUUGGGGAGGGAGGGAAGCAAUAGAAUUCAUGGUUGAGCCUAGUAAACAUUUUCUGCUAGGAUUAUUUAUCCAGACUGGCAAGUCUGGCCAUUGAAAAGGAAAACUUCCUUUGGUCACCAAAACAACCCUUGUUUUUAAAUUUCUGUAUAGUCGUCUGUCACUUAAAAGAAAUGUGUGCAUACAAAGGCAUAUAUAAAAGGUGAUGAGUAUUGAUUUCUCUGUUAGCAUGAUGUGGAAAGAGCUCUGGAUUUGGAAUCAGGAAACUUAACUUGUUUCCCAGCCUUGCUUCUUGCUGACUAACUUUGGAUAAGUCACUUCUUUAGUCUCUUGGAUAGAGAAGAACUUUAUGUGGACCUGGGCAAUUUAAUAAAAUUUAAAGCAUUUUGCAUCUU
Sarcophilus harrisii (Tasmanian devil) is the source of this 6363-nucleotide messenger RNA. RefSeq names its product minichromosome maintenance 10 replication initiation factor (gene MCM10). NCBI's taxonomy places the organism in Eukaryota, Metazoa, Chordata, Mammalia, Dasyuromorphia, Dasyuridae. The coding region runs from base 173 to 2797 and encodes 874 amino acids. Gene Ontology annotation, molecular function: single-stranded DNA binding; DNA replication origin binding. Gene Ontology annotation, cellular component: replication fork protection complex; nucleus. The record is from RefSeq and is a predicted model, not a curated record. Gene Ontology annotation, biological process: DNA replication initiation; DNA replication. The transcript is spliced from 20 exons.